GGAUGGAUGGAUGGAUGGACUGAAACAUACGUGCAUCACUAUUCAUGGUAAAACUCUCUUAAAACAAAGUCGUGUCGGUAGAGAACAAACAACAAAAGUCCAUGAUACAGUCCAGGAAAGCUGGCCUCGCCCACACACUGGCCACCCGGACCUCCCUGAAAGACGAAGAGCUUAAAAACCACGUCUACAAAAAGACCUUGCAGGCUCUGAUCUACCCCAUCUCCUGCACCACGCCACAUAACUUCGAGGUUUGGACGGCCACCACGCCCACCUACUGUUACGAAUGCGAGGGUCUGCUGUGGGGCAUCGCCCGGCAGGGGAUGCGCUGCGCCGAAUGUGGGGUCAAAGUUCACGAGAAGUGCCAAGAGCUGCUGAAUGCCGACUGUCUGCAGAGAGCAGCAGAGAAGAGCUCCAAGACCGGGGCGGAGGACAGGACGCAGCACAUCAUCACGGCUAUGAAGGACCGGAUGAAGAUCCGCGAGAGAAACAAGCCGGAGAUCUUUGAGGAAAUCCAGCGGGUGUUCGACGUCUCCAAAAUGAUCCACGCUCAGCACAUGAAGAGCAUCAAGCAGAGCGUCCUGGACGGCACGUCCAAGUGGUCGGCCAAGAUCGCCAUCAACGUCGUCAGUGCCCAGGGUCUCCAGGCCAAGGACAGGACGGGCUCCAGCGAUCCGUACGUCACCAUCCAAGUGGGCAAGACCAAGAAGAGGACAAAAACCAUUUAUGGCAACCUGAACCCAGUCUGGGAGGAAAAGUUCAGCUUCGAGUGCCACAACUCAUCGGACCGCAUCAAGCUGCGGGUCUGGGACGAGGAUGACGACAUCAAGUCCCGAGUGAAGCAGCGCCUGAAGAGGGAGUCCGACGACUUCCUGGGCCAGAGCAUCAUUGAAGUCCGAACGCUGAGCGGCGAGAUGGACGUGUGGUACAACCUAGAGAAGAGAACGGACAAGUCGGCAGUCUCCGGCGCCAUUCGUCUUCAGAUCAGUGUGGAGAUCGCAGGAGAGGAGAAGGUGGCCCCAUACCAUGUGCAGUACACGUGCCUUCAUGAGAAUAUUUUCCACUUCUCGACGGACGUAGAGGGAGGCGGCGUCGUGAAGAUCCCGGCUGCCACAGGAGACGAGGCAUGGAAAGUCUACUUUGAUGAAUUGCUCCAGGACAUUGUGGACGAGUUCGCCAUGCGAUAUGGCAUCGAGUCCAUCUACCAGGCCAUGACCCAUUUUUCCUGCCUGUCAUCUAAGUACAUGCUGUCAGGGAUACCAGCUGUGAUGAGCACGCUGCUGGCCAACAUCAAUGCCUUCUACGCCCACCCCACUGCCUCCACAAAUGUCUCUGCUCCGGCCAGAUUUGCAGCCUCCAACUUUGGGAGAGAUCGUUUCGUGAAGCUCCUGGAUCAGCUGCACAACUCGCUGCGCAUCGACCUCUCCAUGUACCGGAAUAACUUCCCAGCCAGCAACAAGCCUCGUCUCGGUGACCUCAAGUCAACGGUGGAUCUCCUCACCAGCAUCACCUUCUUCAGGAUGAAGGUGUUGGAGCUGCCGAGCCCUCCCCGAGCGGCCAACGUGGUGCGGGACUGCGUCAAGGCGUGCCUGAACUCCACCUACGAGUACAUCUUCAACAACUGUCAGGAGCUCUUCAACCGGCAGUUCCAGCCCGCCGUCCAACCACCUGCGCCAGAGAAGAAGAAAAAGAAAAAGAAGAAGGAAAAAGCAGAGGGCGAGACAGCAGGAGAAGAAGAUGAAGAGGAAGAAGAGGAGGAAGAGGAGGAAGAAGAAGAAGAGAAUAAAGAGGAGAGCCAGCCUGAGGAGCAAGGCCCGAGCAUCCAGAACCUGGACUUUUGGCCCAAACUCAUCACCCUCAUUGUGUCGAUCAUAGAAGAAGACAAGAACUCGUACACGGCCAUCAUCAACCAGUUCCCUCAGGAACUGGACGUAGGUAAAGUCAGCGCGGAGGUCAUGUGGUCGCUCUUUGCUCAGGACAUGAAGUACGCUCUGGAGGUUUUGGACAAAAUUGAGCAUUACCGCCUGAAGAACGCUCCAGCCACAUUUCGCAUCCGCAGAGUUGAUUUCUAUGCUGAGCACGAGAAGAAUAAACUCUGUAAGACGGCUGAUUACAUGAACCUGCACUUCAAGGUCAAGUGGCUCUACAACGAGUACGUGGACGAGCUGCCCUCCUUUGCAGACGCCGUGCCUGAAUACGCCACAUGGUUCCUGCAGUUUGUCCUCGCCUGGCUGGCUGAGAACGAGGAGGUUUCCAUGGAGUUCAUGAACGGCGCCCUGGAGAGAGACAAGAGGGAAGGGUUCCAGCAGACGUCGGAGCACGCUCUGUUCUCCUGCUCGGUGGUGGACAUCUUCACUCAGCUCAACCAGAGCUUUGAGAUCAUCAAGAAACUGGACUGUCCCGACCCCGCGGUGGUGGCCCACUACCACAGACGCUUUGCCAAGACCAUCACCAAAGUGCUGCUGCAGUACUGCACGGUGCUGGCCAAGAGCUUCCCGUCCUACUGUGAGAAGGAGAAGAUACCCUGCGUCCUGAUGAACAACGUCCAGCAGAUGAGGGUCCUGUUGGAGAAGAUGUUUGAGUCGAUGGGAGCCAAACAGUUAACUGCCGAGGAGGAGCGGCUUGAGAAUGAGGAGGAGCCGGAGGAGGGCGAUGAGGAGCCCAUGUCUGACAAUGAAGGGCAGGAUGCCAUGUCAGAGGACUCCAAGUCUGGCUGCUCAGACUCGGAGGGAUCUGAGGUUGACAACAAGGAGAAGGAGAGCAAGGGCGACUCCUCAGCUUACGAUGACAGUGAGGAGGAGCAGGAGAAGCUGGACAAGGAAAAGUCGGAGUCUAAGAAGGAAAAGGCUGAAAAGAAAGACAAAGAGAAGCAGGAGGAGGAUAAGAGCAAAGAGUCAAAAGAGGAAGUAAACAAGACCGAAGCCACCGCUGCCGUCUCAAAGAAGCUCGAUACUGACGCAGCUGACAUCCUGAACGACCUGCAGCUGAAGCUCAGCACCAUCCUGGACACCUUCAGCACCAUGUUUGCCAAGAGCUUCCAGAAUCGCAUCAGCGGCUGCAUGCGUCAGAUGGCUGAGAUCCUCUACCAGAUGAAAGGCCCCCCCAACCACAACACGGCGGAGGGAGACGCCGACGCCAUGCUGAGACCCCUCAUGGAGUUUCUUGACGGGAAUCUCAGCAUCUUUGCUGACACCUGCGAGAAGACGGUGCUGAAGAGGAUCUUGAAGGACCUGUGGAAGGUCGUCCUCAGCAGCCUGGAGAAGAGCAUCGUCCUGCCUCAGAGCAACGACAGCCUGGGAGCCCAGCUCCUCACAGCAGCUAAAGGACUCUCUAGUCUCAAGGGAGGAGGUGAAACCAAAACCCUGACACCCAAACAGUGCAUAAUCAUCGAUGCAGGCCUGGAGACCAUCAAGCAAUACUUCCACGCAGGAGGGAACGGCUUGAAGAAGGCAUUCGUUGAGAAGAGCCCUGAACUGGCUUCGCUGCGUUACGCCCUGUCGCUCUACACCCAGAGCACCGACGCUCUCAUCAGGACCUUUGUAACCACACAACACUCCCAAGUGCAUGAUGGGAUGGGCAUCAGAAUCACCGGCAAUGAGAAGAUCAAACCAGAUCGGGUUUCAGGGGUGGAGAAGCCGAUAGGAGAAGCCAUGUUGCAGAUCGACAUGAUGCUCGGGAAAGAGCGCAAAGUCAACGUCAGAGUCAUCGCUGUGAAUGACAUGAAGUGGCAGACGUCGGGGAUGUUCCGGCCCUUCGUUGAGGUCUCCAUGGUCGGCCCGUUUCUGGGCGAUAAGAAGCGCAAGUUCACCACCAAAUCCAAGAACAACAGCUGGACAGCCAAGUUCAACGAGGCCUUCCAGUUCGUCUUGGGUAAGGAGUCCCCGGACUGCUACGAGAUCCAGGUGACGGUGAAGGACUACUGCUUCGGCCGGGCGGACCGGGUGGUCGGCGUAGCCGUGGUCCAGCUGCGCGACGUGGCCGACCGAAAGAGCUGCGUCUGCUGGUGUCCCCUGGGGCCGCGCGUCCACGCCGACGAGGCGGGCGCGACCGUGAUGCGCAUCCUGUCCCAGCGGCCCGCCGACGAGGUGGCCAAGGAGUUCGUCAAGAUGAAAUCUGAGACCCGCCCCGCCGAGGAGGGCAGAUGAACAGGCGCCGACUCGGGACCAGGUCUGGUUGGACAGGUGAAAGGUCCAGUUGUUCGUGACCGCCGUCAUCAGCUCAGUAACUACAGACUCCCAACGCUUCUCCCCGAUGCAGAGGGAGUCCUCCUUCUUUCAGGGACUCGUUGAGCCUUUGAGGUCUUUGAGGUCCUCACAGGUAGCUUGUCCAACAUCUGCACCACAGCUGUGCCACUGAACAGCAACAUGCGAGAGAGUAACCAAAGAAAUCCAGUCCAGAAUCAGCGAGCGAGGUCAGUACCGAGCGCUGAUCUCUGCUGCCGGGCUCAAGGAUUGCUGGUUCUUCAUUCAACAAGUCUGCAAGGCUGACGCUCGUAGCACCGGACGUGUCUUACAGACGCCAUGGUUGGUUCGAUACCCCAAACUGGACAGGAUGUUUUUAUGGCAGGACCGUGAACUCUGAGCCCAGAAUCGGGGGUCCGGAUGUCUCCUCGUGUCUGCCAACAGGAAGUACGGAGAUGCUCCCGCGGGACUUGGUAGCAAGGUCCCCGGGAUGACGACGCCUUAAAAAGAGCCAGCGAGGCCAGCUCUGUGUGCGUUGAGGCAUUCAGAAACAUAAAUGUAGAAGUUAAAGAUCUAGAUUUUUAUGAACCGAGACAACCGGACCGAGUCCCGUUCAACGCUUAGUGAUUUCAACAUUCUUGUGUUUGGUCUUGAAAAUGUAACUGUGAAGAUUUGUUCGCCUGAACUGGCCAGCCGUCAUGGUUUUCUCCUCGAAAGGAAGAUUUAGUGCGGUUCCUCUACGGAACCGACUGCAGAAACGCGAUUGGACGGGCAAACAACCAACCACGUGCAGCAGGCAGGUCAACAGAGACAUCCAGACCACCUGCUUGUUUUAAAUACUGACCCUUGGAUGCUCCUGUAUGAGUCAUCAUAUAAACCCCGCCCCCUGUCCCGAUGCCAUUGGUUCUGCACGGCUGUGAAUGGGAGGGGCUAACAUAAUCUCGGAUCAUGAAUGGGGGGGUAAUCCUCACCUCCUCUGCCUGGAAACAACCUGCGGUGACCAUAAGGAGGACGGCAAAAGUAACUCUUUCAGUUUCUAUGGUUCUAUGGUCUAUAGUCACGUUUCGCGGCCUUGCCUUGCAUGCAGUCCUGAUUUUGUUUCUUUAAAUUAACUCUGGAAAGUAAAACACAGGCAGGUUCGACCAAACUUCCUCUACCAUGUGCCAAGGAACACGCGUGUUCAACUACCAGUCCUUGUGUGUUUACGGAGAGAUGUGGCCUUCUUAGAAAUCCCCCCUCCUACCUUCUGAAGUAGCCGGCUGAUACAGAACGAGCAAUCGAACAGAACUCUUGCACUCAGAACCAUGUUUGUACAGAAGUAAAAGCCUACGACCGGAGCAUGUAUUUAUUGUACACAAAGUCCACUAGAAUGGUGAUUUUUAGUUCCUCGUAGUGUGAAAUGUAAACUGAUCAAAUGUAUGUAAAGUACUUACCAUGAUUCUGAUGUGACAUAUGUUGAAUAUACUUGGAACAAUAUUUUGUACAUAAAACA
This is a messenger RNA of Cololabis saira (Pacific saury), 5670 nucleotides long. RefSeq names its product protein unc-13 homolog B-like. The transcript is spliced from 44 exons. Gene Ontology annotation, molecular function: diacylglycerol binding; syntaxin-1 binding; phospholipid binding. Gene Ontology annotation, cellular component: presynaptic membrane; synaptic vesicle membrane; neuromuscular junction. NCBI's taxonomy places the organism in Eukaryota, Metazoa, Chordata, Actinopteri, Beloniformes, Belonidae. The coding region runs from base 102 to 4142 and encodes 1346 amino acids. Gene Ontology annotation, biological process: synaptic vesicle priming; synaptic vesicle maturation; dense core granule priming. The record is from RefSeq and is a predicted model, not a curated record.